Messenger RNA from Rhizophagus irregularis DAOM 181602=DAOM 197198, 411 nucleotides. The record is from RefSeq and is a predicted model, not a curated record. Lineage: Eukaryota; Fungi; Glomeromycota; Glomeromycetes; Glomerales; Glomeraceae.
UUUUUGUACAAAGAAAAUAAAAUAACCAAUAAUAUUAUAAUCGGAGAAGCCAAAAAGGGAAUAAUUCUCUUCGGUUAUAAGGAAUUUUUUUUAUAGACAAAUUAAUAAUACAAAUAAUCUCUUUAUUACAUUACAUAAAAAAUAAUCUCUUUUACUACAUCCCACCUGACCUUAUGAAUUUUUAUAUCCGGAUGUGUGAAUAUUACUUGAUAUAUGGGUUUUCAAUACUAAAAAAAGUAUAUCUACAGGAAUUUGUUAAUUGGUCAAACCUAAAGAUAAAAUUACAAACAUUUAAACACAAAAGAUGCUUAAAUAUCUUAUUGCCUUAUUAUAGAAAUGUUAUCCCGGUUCUUUCCAGUUAAAUUUCCAUUAUGAGAGAGAGAAAGGUUUAUUAUAAAUAAAUAAUAAUAA